Heterostelium album PN500 is the source of this 813-nucleotide messenger RNA. RefSeq names its product phosphatidylinositol transfer family protein (gene pitC). The transcript has 6 exons. Gene Ontology annotation, cellular component: cytoplasm. Gene Ontology annotation, biological process: phospholipid transport. Lineage: Eukaryota; Evosea; Eumycetozoa; Acytosteliales; Acytosteliaceae. Gene Ontology annotation, molecular function: phosphatidylinositol binding; phosphatidylcholine binding; phosphatidylcholine intramembrane carrier activity. The record is from RefSeq and is a predicted model, not a curated record. Bases 1 to 813 code for a protein of 270 amino acids.
AUGGUUUUAAUUAGAGAAUAUAGAAUACCACUACCAAUUACAGUAGAUGAAUAUAAAAUAGCACAACUGUAUAUGGUUGCAAAAGUCAGUCGUAAUCAUACUUCCAACGGUGAAGGUGUAGAGAUUAUCGAAAAUAAGCCAUUUACAGAAGGUGCCUUAACAGGUCAAUUCACACAUAAGAUCUUCCAUUUGGCAAGUAGAUUACCAACAUGGUUGAAAGCAAUUGCUCCUACCUCUUUGCAAGUCGAAGAGAAGGCAUGGAAUGCCUAUCCUUAUUGUAAAACACAAUAUGCUUGUCCAUUUUUAGGAGAUAGAUUUUCAAUUUCAAUCGAAACAAGAUAUACACAAGAUGCUGGAACUCAAGAGAAUUGUUUAAAUCUACAACCAGAAGAGUUGGCAGUCAGAGAAGUCGAUUUCGUUGACAUUGCAUAUGAUCCGAUCGAUCCAAUCAAGUAUAAACCAGAAGAAGAUCCAGCAUUAUUUGUUUCACAGAAAACCGGUAGAGGAAAGCUUUCAAGAGAUUGGAUGAAAAAUACAUCACCUGUUAUGUGUAGCUAUAAAGUUUGUAAAGUCGAAUUUAAAUAUUGGGGAUUCCAAACAAAAGUAGAACAAUUUAUUCAAAGAGCUGCCAUUAGAGAUAUCCUUUUCAUGGGACAUCGUCAGGUAUUCUGUUGGAUGGACGAGUGGUUUGGAAUGGACAUGAAUGAUAUUAGAAAGAUCGAAGAUGAUACAAAGAGAGAAUUACAAGAUUUAAUUAAAAAUCAACAACAACAGCAACAACAACCGAUUCAAAGUAUUAUUGACGAACAAUAA